Boleophthalmus pectinirostris (great blue-spotted mudskipper) is the source of this 6168-nucleotide messenger RNA. Its product is annotated as leucine-rich repeat-containing protein 24. The record is from RefSeq and is a predicted model, not a curated record. Lineage: Eukaryota; Metazoa; Chordata; Actinopteri; Gobiiformes; Gobiidae. Gene Ontology annotation, molecular function: protein binding.
UGUGUCCCCAGAUAUGAGGUAAACACGUCAAACAUGGCUCUUUUACUCAUAACAAUUGUAAUGCUGAAUUAUUUUUAAUUACAAAAAUACUGGACAUGAUGGCCAGGUGCUUUUGUUAUAAUUCAGUGUUUUGGUUCUCAAGACGAUUCUUCAAUCAGAAAGCAGAAUGAGCCUCACAUGAGUCUCUCAUUUGCGUUGCCAGCUCCAAUGCUGAAAUCCAGUUGGUUUAAACCUAAAAUGCCUCUCUGGUCUGAAUGGUCAGUCUUUAAACCCAAACACCUGCUGCCCAUCCUGAAUCAGUGCUAGUGCAGCCUCUGCAUUUCAGGGGGUUCUGGAGGUUCUGAGUUUCACAUGAGGCAUGAGGCAUAUACUGAGACUGACAAGAACCUGUAUGUGUCUGGCAGCACAGGGCCAUUUGUGAUUGUAAUAUAUUUUUUAAAGUAAGAGCGUAGUUAACAUACAGUUUCUUUAAACGCUCAGAGCUUUGAGUGACACCUCAUUGUCCCUGUAGAGCAGGUGUGUCCAAGCUGUGACCUGGAGGCCCAAAUCCAGCUCUUAGGCCAGUUUUUAUCGGCCCUCCAGUUUCUCGCUCUAUUGAACCAAAUGAUCUGAAGCUAUAUUUUUUACUAUAGAUAAAAAUGAAGAUGCUGGCUUAACAUCAGUGUGUCGAGCCUAGUGUGAAGAUAUGGUCAAACCUGUGUAAAUGCAACUAUUUAAAUUACUGACUGUAGGCCUACUUCCUGUGACCUUAUGCUGCUCUUUGUGGAGAAGGUUGGACACAGACAGCUCUGCUGUAGAGAAAUGUCAUGUUAAAAGUGUAAACUGUCCUUGGAUGCAAAAAGUAGUUUAUUUUCCUUUCCUCCAGUACAGGAAAGGGCUGUAGUAAGUUCACUGCUUUCCCUGGUAUUAACAGGAAUAAUGCUGCAUAAAUAUGGUAAAUGGUCACAUUUUUCUGUAGCGUUUUUCCACCUUCAAGGCACUUUACAACAAGGAACCACUCACCCAUUCACACACUGUGGGCAAGGUGGGUUAAGUGUCUUGCCCAAGGACACAACAACAAUAGCAUUCAUCUGUGGGAGCUGGAAUAACACCAGCCAACCUGUUUAUUCCUUCUUUCCAUGUUUUUCUUUGGGACACCACUUAAUGUGACACAUUUGAUUGACAGCUGAAAAAUUGAGGAUCGAGGAGAGGAAUAAAGGAGAAGGAAGCGAGGAAAGAGAAUUGAGACGCGGCCUAAGUGUGUUACUUUGGGCACGACUGAUCCAUGUCACCAUCAUUAACCUACGAGCAUUUCAAGUUUGAUCUGUGGCCAUGGACGCGCUGCAGCUGUCAGUCAUGUAGAUCCAUGCUGUCAGGCAAGUAUGAAGAGCGUGUCCAGCGCGUGCAGAACGUGUGGUGCCGCUUUUAUUGUGGAGGGUUUGGCGGAAGUGUCCUGCGCAGUGGAAAGAGGCGCGUGGUGCUGAUGCUGAACCGGAUUGGGCCCUUGACCGGACUGAGCGAGGUCUGCGGGCGGACUACAGCGGCCCGUGGGUACCAGAGAGCCCCGCUGUGAGGAGGCCGGUCUCCGCCGUGAGCAGGUGAGUGCGGGGCACGGUGCGGGGGGAGCCUGCUGUGCGUGCGCCAUGUUUGUUGUUGCGCUGCUCGGCUGAAGCUCCAUCGCGCAGCAGACCAGGCGGGGUCACGCUCUGCUCCAUCACCAGCUCCUCCAUAUCAGGCAGGAGGAGACGGACCGGAGCGCUGCGGCGGAGGCGCUUCCCUGGGUAGGUUUUGUCGUGUUGUUGAUUGUCAAAUAACGCAUUCUUCCAUGUUUUUAAUUAACCAAUCAUAUGACAGAAUUGAUUUGCGGUUUAAUCCUAGUUGUGAUUGGUGUGUACUAUUGUUGUGUCCUUGGGCAAGACACCCACGCUUGACUUUCUAUAGGUGUGUGAGUGGCAGGCUGGUUGUGGUUGGUCUUGGACGCUGAAUGCCCCCAUCCUUGAGUCAGGGCAGAUACUGAUACUGAUACCCACCUGGAUGGAGCAUAGGCUAAGGCUACAUACUACUGUAAAUAAUGUACCCUGAUCACUGUCACUGUUCCCAUUCCCUUCUCUGUUCAAUCCAAUUUGAGUCAUUUUUCUGGUAGGGGUGUGCCACCUUCUUACCUCCAUGAACAUGGCAUUGCACUGCCUGAAAUGUACUACAGUAUGGCAUUAAUUUACCUGUUUUUCCAGUUCAAUUAGACUGUUGCUAAAUGACUACCUUGAAAAAUAUAUGCAUUAUUUCUGUCAGUGGUGUCUGCUGCUUGUUUCCAUGGAGAUACAGAUAGUCUACAUUUAAUGCCUUACCAUGAAACAUUCCUGGCAAAGCAAGAACAUAGAGGAACAUAUUCCAUAGAGGAGGAGGAGCGGAGCAGAAAUGUGGGUUCCAGGUGCAGGUCACACAACAAGUGUAUGCAACAGGUCAUUAAGUAGGUGCAUUUGGUAUAAAAUAGUAUGACUAUGGUCAGGGUGCUAUUUGUCCAAAAAGCAGAAGGGAGGAUGAUUUUUUUCUUCAUAUUAAAUCUUUAUUUCGGCUGUUAGGCUGUUAAAUAGGGUUGCAAAACCACCAUGACCAUAACUCUAGCCCCUCUCAAGCUUCUUCUUUGCACAUAUCAUAUGUAAAAAUAUGUAAAAUAUAGAAUUUUACUAUAGUAAUUGUAGCCCAUGAGCAGGUGCUCCCUGGUUCCUGAUAUAAUGAUACAAAAAUUUUGAUUGCAAAACUAAGGAAUAGACAUUACUCGACACCCAUUCCAAAACCAUGAUAACAUUUUAUUUUUUUACUGAAAAACACCCUAGAAUGUGAUUUUCAGCAUUAAAUAGUAGUCCACAGGUGUAUACUAGUCUGUGUGUAAUGACAUUCAGGGAAGGUUAAUUUCUGUCCUGUGCAUGGGAUGUUUUUAGAAUCUAUACCUGAGUAUCUAGUUUUGAUACUAUUUUUACACUCGAUUAGUAUCUGAUGAUUUGUAUCUGAUUUGUGUGUGUGGCAGGUGCUCUCUGACAGGUGCACUCUGACAGUCCUGUGUGUGUGGCAGGUGUCCCGUUGGGAUGAUGUCGUGCUGGGGUGUUCUCCUGGCUGUUCUCCUGGUUGCUCGGGGGGGCACCUCUCCUCCGUGCCCUUUGAGCUGCAGAUGCUACAGCCUCACAGUGGAGUGCGGCUCCACCAGUCUGCGGGAAACUCCCAAACACAUCCCGCCCUCCACACAGACCAUUUUCCUCCAGGACAAUCGCAUCGCUCAUCUCCGCAGAGCUGACCUGGCUCCUCUCAGACACCUACACUACCUCUAUUUACAGAACAACAGUAUCUCAGCCAUGGAGCCCGGCUGCUUUGAGCACCAGGCUCAACUGCUGGAGCUGGCUCUGAAUGGGAACAGGAUCCACCUGCUGAGUGCCGACCUCUUCCAUGGCCUGGAGCACCUACGCAUCCUAUACCUGUCUCGCAAUGACAUCACCCGACUGCUGGACUACACCUUUAGGGGCCUCCAGCGUCUCCAGGAGCUGCACCUGCAGCAGAACAGCAUUGAGGUGCUGUCGGACCAGGCUCUGUCCGGCCUCUCCUCCCUGGCUCUGCUCGAUCUGAGCCGCAACAACCUCCAUACCAUGGGCCCCGCCUCCCUGCGGCCACUGGUCAGCCUGCAGGUGCUCCGAAUGACCGAUAACCCGUGGCGCUGUGACUGUGCACUGCACUGGCUGCGCAGCUGGGUAGAUGAAGAGGGCCAGAGGCUGCUGAGUUCUGCCGAGCGGCGACUGGUGUGUGCAGACCCACCCCGCCUGUCUCAGCUCAGCCUGGUAGAGGUGCCCUUGAACAGCCUGGUGUGCAUACCCCCCGUGGUCCAACUGGAGCCCCGCAGACUGGCCGUGCGGCUGGGCGAGAGCCUGCGGGUGUCGUGCCAUGCCUCAGGGUACCCUCGCCCACAGGUGACAUGGAGGAAGGCUUCCCAGGGUAAGGCAGCCCUCGCUCCUCGAGGCCUGGUGCAGGAGCCAGGGGCCGGUGUGGUGGGGCGAGUGGAGGGCCCUUCAGAGGGGCCCUCAGACAGUGCACGAGCUGAGCGCUUUGACCCAGACACGGGCAGUGGCAUGUUGUUCCUCAGUAAUGUGACAGUGGCACAUGCAGGCUUCUAUGAAUGUGAGGCAUGGAAUGCAGGGGGUGUGGCCAGAGUUACCUUCCAGCUGGCCAUCAACUCCUCUACCUCCAUGUGGGCCUCGUGGUCGCAGCUCUCCUCGCAUUCCCCACCCUGGCCACGCCCCCGGAGCUAUGGUUCGGAGGUGAGCCGCGAGCCACUCUAUGCUCUGGGCAGCAUGGCCUUCAGCGCCCUGGGGCCUGCCACACAGACGGCCAUCGCAGUGGGCAUCUCCCUGUUAGCCCUGACCGCUCUGCUGCUGCUCAUGAUGAUCUACAGCCGCCAGCAGCAGCCUGACAAGGAGGCCCACGACCCUGACACCAAGGAGGAGAGUAUCUUGUACGUGAACGACUACUCUGAUGGUCCCACCACCUUUGCCCAGCUAGAGGAGUACAGGGACGAGCGCGGCCAUGAAAUGUACGUCCUGAACCGGGCCAAACCUGUGCCACCCCCCGUGGUCCCGCCUCCUGACGUCAGCUCCGCCCCCUCUGAGAGCUCCGGUCAGGGCCCCCCCUCCAGCCCCCUCGCGGCUCCCAAACAGCUGGAGGACACACGGACUAUGAGGAGGAUGGCCGGAGAGGGGGGAGAGGCAGAGCCCGUGCUGACCGCCGAGUCUGAGGGCCUGUACCUGAACCACAGCGGCCUCUUCAUAGACUCUCAGAUCGCUUACGAGAUCCACUGCUGAGCUGACUGGCCUGGGGUCCUGAACACACACUUCUUCAGUACUUCACAAUGAUGUGAGUAUGGUCACUGGUGAAUCUCCCAGAGUUCAGAUGGGCGUGAUUGAUAGGUGGAUUAGCCAAUCAGGGACACACAUUGGUCCAUCGUUAUCAAAACAAAUGUGAUUACAAGGAAAAAUGAAUGGGAAAAAUAUCUCAGAGGACUGGAAAACAUGUGGAUUUCUGCAGAAUUAAUGAGUCAAGCACUAAAGUCUGUUCAUCUGAGGUGAGAGAAAUGUAAUUUUGAUGUAAAUGAUGAGUGACCAAUGAGCUCCUUCAAUCAUUGGACGAUCAUGGUUAGUCAGACUCGAGAUACAAAGGAUGAGACUGAUAUCCCUCUGGAUAAAAAUACAGAGAGAUAUCAGUUUGGAUUGUGCAGACAAAAGGCCCUCGGGCAGCAGAGUGGUCGAGGCCGCUGGGCAGGGCUCACACUGGGCUCCCGGCAGCAGACUGGACAUUGGAGGACCUGUUACACUUUUCAUCUCAAAGUCGAGCUACAUCGAGCUUUCUUCUGCAGUCAUGAGGAGAGACACUGGACCGUCCUCUGGACUGCCUCUCCCUUCGUGCUUGUCAUGCCUUGCUUUAGUUUAUAUUUACUGUUAAUAGUUGUACAGAACAGAAUUUUUGAAUGAAAAUGAAACGUGAUGUUGUUAUUUAAGCAGCUCUGUGAAUGAAGAGUCUCUCCUCAUGUUAGCUCUGUUGUUUUAAACUAUUUGGAGCCUUUUGUGUAGAUUUGGUCCCCUUCUCAAAGCCAGGGCCCAUAUUUUUCUAUUGUUUUAAUGUUAAAGGAACUGUAUGUGGUCUGUGCUCUUACUGUUUUAGUCUACAGAGAGAGGACGCAUCCAAGCUUAUCUCACAUCCAGGUUUGUCUCAGUCAGUAUAUGGACAGGCCAUUUCUCAAGCUCAGAACCUCCAGAAUUCACUCACUGACCAUUCAGACCAGAGAGAGUCAUUUUAGGUUUAAUUCUACUGGAUUUCAGCUUUGCAGCUGGCAACCCAACCGAAAGACGCAUGUAAGGCUCAUUCUCCGUAUAUAUUCUGCCUAUAACUAAAUGGGCCAUCGUGUCUGAUGUUUUUGUAAUUAAUAAUAACUCAUCAUUACAGUUGUUAUCAGUAAAACUUAUUUUUGAUGUGAACAUGUUUACUGCAGACCCAGAUCCUUGUGUUAAUUAAAUUUAAAACCAAAAUCUUACAUACAGUUCCUUUAAUGACAUGGACAUUUCUAAAUACUGAUGUAUUUGAACUUUCAGCUUACAGUUUCUCCUGUGCCCUUACUCCUGUCCUCAGUUCAAACUAUAAAGAUCUAUAAAUACA